This is a messenger RNA of Xenopus laevis (African clawed frog), 6445 nucleotides long. It is a transcript of the gene acan.S, whose product is annotated as aggrecan core protein-like. The transcript has 19 exons. NCBI's taxonomy places the organism in Eukaryota, Metazoa, Chordata, Amphibia, Anura, Pipidae. The record is from RefSeq and is a predicted model, not a curated record. The coding region runs from base 885 to 6083 and encodes 1732 amino acids.
UCUAUCUAUAAGGGGCUAAUAAAACAGUUUAGUCAAUUUUCAUAUUAACACAUUUAUUUAAGGGCAGAGCAUGUAUACUGUAUAUAUUCGGCAAAUGUUGGCUGCUGAUGUGGACAUUUAGUCCUUCUUGAGUUCUUGCAGUUUUCUACUAUGAUUCCCUGUGAAUACAAAAAUGAAUGUGUUUCCUAAAGUCUACAUUUAUUAAUUAAAUAGCUUGCACAAUAGGUCCCAAAUUCUCAAUUUAUAGUGAGGCAAAUUCAUCAAUUUAUAGUGAGGCAAAUAUAGGCCUUGAGCCUUUAUGAAACUGAGCCAUGUUCUCGUAUCUUAUUGCUUCUGCUGCUUAUGGUUCUUAAUGGAUUUACAAGACUAAGAAAGGGUUUAUAUCCCCCUUCCUAGUGAUGAGACACUCCAGGAGGUUGGAACUUGCCCCAUGUCCCCUAAAGCCCUCCCAUUUCUUCUCCAUCACUUUGCCACCAGCCUGUUGCCCCUGGACUUCUGCUUACCUUUGCAGGAGGGUCCAGCACUUAGUAAUCAGCAGGAAUUUCCAGGAGGGAAAAAAGUUGACAGGAGGAGUCUGGAAGUCAGUGCCUGUUUAACUUGGUCUGAUUGUGGAAAAAAAUUCUUUCCCCCACACAAUACACUACAGCCCUGCUGCUUCUCCUGCUGCUGCUGACUGCCUGACUCAGUAACUACAAGGGGGAUUCUGCUUUCUGCUGAGGGGUGGAAGGCUGGAAAACAUCUGGAAGCUGUGAAGAAGCCAAGAGUGCCAAGAAUAUUCAGAGAAACAAAAAAAAAGAAGGAAAGAAAACUUAAAUUUCACUUUUCUGCCAGGUGUAUGGGACAUAAAUAAUUGAAAUUCUGCACUGAAUUGUUAAAGGUAAACUAUGACCACUUUACUAUUAGUGUUCGUUUGCUUGCGGGUCAUCGCUGCAGCGAUCUCCGUAGAAGUUUCAGACCAUCAGAACACACUGAGCGCAAUUAUACCUGUUGAUCCUCCCCUGAACGUCCAGCUUGGACACUCCCUUACCAUCCCUUGUUUCUUCAUAAAUGCUUUGGAUGGUGUGACUGUGGCUCCCUCAACAGCACCCUUAACACCGAGGAUCAAGUGGAGCAAGCAUGUCAAAGGAAAGGAAACAGUUCUGCUGGUAGCCAUAGACGGACAUGUUCGAGUAAAUGAUGCCUACAAAGGACGUGUCUCUAUGCCAACUUACCCACUUGCCCCUACUGAUGUCAGUCUGGAAAUUUCCACCAUAAUGUCCAAUGAUUCAGGAACCUACCGCUGUGAAGUGAUGCAUGGGAUAGAAGACAGCCAAGCUACAGUAGAGGUUAAUGUGAAAGGGGUCGUUUUCCACUACAGAGCAAUUUCUACCAGAUAUACUUUGGACUUUGAAAAUGCCAAAAAAGCAUGCAUACAGAACAGUGCCACCAUUGCCACCCCUGAGCAGCUCCAGGCAGCAUAUGAUGAUGGUUACCACCAAUGUGAUGCUGGAUGGCUUUCCGACCAGACUGUUCGUUAUCCAAUCCAUAAUCCACGUGAAGCCUGUUAUGGAGACAAGGACAUAUUUCCAGGAGUGAGAACAUAUGGAGUUCGUGAAACAGAUGAAACCUAUGAUGUGUAUUGCUAUGUUGAGGAUAUGCAGGGUGAAGUGUUUUAUGCAACAUCUCCUGAGAAGUUCACCUUUGACGAAGCAGAAAAGCAAUGUAAGAGUCUUGGUGCCAGGUUGGCCACUACUGGAGAGCUCUAUGUGGCAUGGAAAAGUGGAAUGGAUGUGUGCAGUGCAGGCUGGUUGGGAGACCGCAGUGUUAGGUACCCCAUAUCAAUAGCUCGACCUAACUGUGGUGGAAACUUAGUAGGAGUAAGAACAGUUUAUCUCCACCCCAACCAGACUGGAUAUCCUGAUCCACUAUCUCGUUAUGAUGCUAUCUGCUACAAAGCUGGACCAGAUGAGGACAUCACUAUUCAGACCAUUACACAACCAAGUUUAGAGAUCAUCAUCCCCCGUAAUGAGACAGAAGAAGAGGCCCGUGGCAGUAUUGCUUCCCUUGAACCAACCGAUUUUACUCUAACACCUACUGAUCUUGAGGAAUUUUUCACAGCAACCCCAGAGCUUGUCCUAACAGAAGGGCCAUUUGAAAAUGUUACAGAAGAAUUUCCCCUAGAAAAUAUUACAGCAUUAACCCAAACAGAAGCCCCUGGUACAGCAGAUGUGACAUUCUCUGAGGGUCCAGAGUUCAAUGCAACUACAUCUUUAGCAGAGGAAAUAGUUCCAGCAACAGCUGCUCCUGCUGAAGCCGAGCCAGAAAAAAACAUUUCCAAGACUGGUCUUGUCUUUCAUUACCGAGCUGCUUCCAGUCGAUAUUCCCUUAACUUCACUGAGGCCAAGCAGGCAUGUCUAGACAACAAUGCUAUCAUUGCAACCCCUGCUCAGCUCCAAGCUGCCUAUGAAGCUGGUUUUGAUCAAUGUGAUGCUGGAUGGAUAUCAGACCAAACUGUCAGAUACCCUAUCGUCACUCCAAGACAAAACUGUAAUGGAGACAAGAAUGGAUUUCCUGGGGUUAGAAGUUAUGGAGUGGUCAAACCAACGGAACGUUUCGAUGUGUACUGCUACAUUGAUAAACUUCAUGGAGAGGUGUUUUUUGCCACUCAACCAAACCAGUUUACUUUCCAAGAAGCAAAAGAAUUUUGUGACGACCAAAAUGCCACAUUGGCUUCCACUGGACAGCUCUAUGUAGCCUGGAAGUUGGGGCUGGACAAGUGUAGAGCAGGCUGGUUGUCAGAUCAAAGUGUCCGCUACCCCAUUGUGACACCUCGCAAAGCCUGUGGAGGGGACUUACCUGGAGUGCGGACAGUCUACCUUCAUGCUAAUCAAACAGGAUUCCCUGAUCCUUUGUCAAAAUACCAUGCCUUUUGUUUCCGAGAAGAAAUUCCAGACUUUCCAUCAGUUGAGGAGGAAGUUAUUGUGACUCAGAUUGUCUCAGAAUUAGAGAAGUUACCUUCUGGAGAAGAACCAACUUCAGAAAUUGAGACUGUCACCGAAUUUGAAAAUCAGACUGAUGUCUGGAUAGCAAAUGUUACUGAAAUUUCUACAAUCGAACCAUCAUUGACAGUCAGUCCUUCAGUUGUUCCUAUUGCGAGCCCAGCUCCAGAAGAUAUAAGUGGAGAAUCAUCAGCUAUAGGCAGUAUAAGUGGAGAACCAUCUGGAGAAGUUAGUGGAGAUGUGUCUGGUGCAGAUCUAAGUGGACAACCUUCAGGAUCUGAAGAAAGUGGAUUUCCAUCUGGAACUGAUAUUUCAGGUGUGAGUGGACUGCCUUCUGGUGACAUAUCUGGUGAAAAACCAUCAGGUGAACCUGAUAUUAGUGGACUGCCAUCUGGUGACAUAUCUGGUGAAAAACCAUCAGGUGAACCUGAUAUUAGCGGACUGCCACCUGGUGACAUAUCUGGUGAAAAACCAUCAGGUGAACCUGAUAUUAGUGGACUGCCAUCUGGUGACAUAUCUGGUGAAAAACCAUCAGGUGAACCUGAUAUUAGUGGACUGCCAUCUGGUGACAUAUCUGGCGAAGAACCAUCAGGUGAACCUGAUAUUAGUGGACUGCCUUCUGGAUUUCCUUCAGGUGCUGAAGACAUAUCAGGGCAAGUUUCUGGAUUUCCAGAUAUAAGUGGAUUGUCUUCUGUACCAAUAGAAACCAGUGGCCUGCCUUCUGGAGAACCAUCUGGAGAUGAGAUAAUUAGUGGCUCAGCUUCUGGAGUUGAGAUAAUUAGUGGCUUUUCUUCUGGUCAAGAAGAUGUUAGUGGCAUUGCCUCUGGCUUCCCAACAAUCACACAUGUGGAUACACCAUGGGUAGAAGCUAUUACAAAACCAACAGAAAUUGAACUAGAAGGAAAGGGAGAAAUAGAGUUAAGUGCAUCAUCAGGAAUAGAAUUAAGUGGAGAUUUUUCUGGCUUAGAGCCCAGUGGAGAUGUUUCUGGAUUUGACCUUAGUGGGGCUACUUCUUCAGUAAUAGAAAGCAGUGGUGAUAUCUCUGGUUUUAUUAGUGGUGAUAUUAGCGGUGAGCCAUCAGGCAUGAUUGACUUGAGUGGUGAGGUAUCAGGAGUAACUGAUAUUAGCGGAGAUUUGUCAGGAUUGAAGGAUUUUAGUGGUGAGGCAUCAGGAGUGUUGGAUUUUAGUGGUGAGCUAUCUGGUCUAAGUGGAGAAUCCUCAGGAAUUACUUCUGUGAGUAGUGGAUAUUCUGGAGAUAUAGGUAUAAGUGGAGAAACUUCUGGAGUAAGAGAAAUUAGCGGUGAGCUUUCUGGAGUUCCUGACAUCAGUGGCCUGGGCUCUGGUAUCUUAGAGAUAUCAUCAGGUGUUAUUCUUAUUGAUCAAACUUUGACAGAACUUUCCCAGACUCCUGUAAAAGAAGAGGAAGGGAAAGGGUCUGUAGGUAUAAGUGGCUUUUAUUCAGGAGAUGUUGACAGUUCUGGAGACAUAUCUGGUAUCUUGGAUGUCAGCGGUGGACCUUCAGGUUUAAUAGACACAAGUGGUUUUGUUUCAGGGGCUAUUCCCAGUGGUGAUAUAGAUAUUAGUGGUGUAUCAGAUAUAAGUGGUGCAGUAUCUGGAGCUGAAUAUGUCAGUGGCUUACAAUCUGGAUUUGAUGAUGCAAGUGGAGUCCCUACUAUUUCUCAUAUAGAUUUCACAUUAAAAGAGCCUCCAACUCAAGGGCCUGAUACUCAAGAAGCAGGAGGUGGUCCAUCAGUAAUACUUGAGUUCAGUGGAAUAUCUUCUGGGGAAACAUUACCAUCAGGAACUCAGGAAGGCAGUCUAGAAAGUUCAGGCAUAUAUACAUCAGGAUUUUCUCAAGUCACACUUAUUACUGAUGAUUCUGUUGAAGCAAUCACAAAACCUUCAGUUUCACAAGAGUUAGGUGGUGUUACGUUGGCAUACACAAUAGAAACAUCAGCAUCUGGUGAUAUUGGCAUUGAGACAUCUGCCACUCAUGAAACAACUCUAGAAGGAAGCACUGAAACUAGCUCUGGACACAUUACAUUUUUGGCACCAGAAUCAUCAGGGGAAAUAUCUGAAACAUCAGAAUCUGAAACAACACACGCUCCUGAGGAAGCACAGCAGGAAAGAGAGUUAGUUACGUCAAUUGCAUCAGAUGAAGUAACAGAUGAACCCACAAUUGAAGCAGCCAGUCCUUCAAGUCCAAUCGCAAUUGAGUCUGAAGGAAUAAUCGGAUCAUGUGCUGAUGAGCCCUGUGGCGCUGGAACAUGUACAGAAAAGGAAGGAAGAAUAUAUUGUGCCUGUCCUGUAGGUUUUGGUGGAGGCCUUUGUAAUAUAGACAUUGAUGAGUGCCACUCAAGCCCCUGUGUGAAUGGAGCUACCUGCGUUGAUGGCAUCGACUCAUUCAAAUGCUUAUGCCUUCCCAGCUACGGAGGGGACCUAUGUCAGAUCGAUCUCGAGGUGUGUGAGGAUGGAUGGACGAAAUUCCAGGGUCACUGCUACAAACACUUUUCAGAGAGAGAAACCUGGGUGGAUGCAGAAAAUGUAUGUCGGUACCACCAGUCCCAUCUAGCCAGCAUUCUCUCACCUGAAGAGCAGGAAUUUGUGAAUAGUAAUGCUCAGGACUAUCAGUGGAUUGGGCUGAAUGAUAAAACAAUUGAAAAUGAUUUCCGCUGGUCAGAUGCCAACCCCUUGCAAUACGAAAACUGGAGACCAAACCAACCAGACAACUUCUUUACCACGGGAGAAGAUUGUGUUGUGAUGAUCUGGCACGAAAGAGGAGAAUGGAAUGAUGUUCCAUGUAACUACCAUCUGCCAUUUACAUGCAAAAAGGGAACAGUGGCUUGUGGUGAGCCUCCAGCAGUACAAAACGCCUAUACACUAGGAAAAAAGAAAGUUCGUUAUGAAAUCAGCUCCUUAGUGCGAUAUCAGUGUAACCAAGGUUACCUACAACGCCAUGUUCCUAUUAUCCGGUGUCUACCAACUGGGCACUGGGAUGAGCCGAGGAUACAGUGCAUAGAUCUUUCCACUUACAGACGACACAAGAGAAGCCCCAGAAGUCGGUCGAGAGCAAUUGCCACAUCUGAACAGGGAAAGGCCCAUUAAAGUAGAAAGAGACAAAAAAAAAAUAUUGUAAAGAACAUUUAUAUCAACUAUGUCAAUUUGAAUUUGUUUGUCAUGUAAGGAGUUUAUAUUCAAGAAAAUCCCAAGCUGUAUAUAAAAAAAAAACAUCAACGCAAAUUAGAUUUCAACAAUUUUACUAAUGGUCCGAGAAGGGCCUUUGUGAGCGCCCAUGUCGUGCCAUUAUUCGGAGGGUUUUAAGGAAGCUAGAAUGGCUUUGAGUGGAAAGAGAAGGGCAACAUAGUGCCAUAAAGACUAUUUUCCCAUUGUCUUGAUUAACUAUAAUGUGAGUAUAAUGUGAUAUUUUUAUUAUUUAAACUCCAGGCUGGCCGAAUAAUAAUAAUAAU